Messenger RNA from Oreochromis aureus, 5827 nucleotides. RefSeq lists its product as uncharacterized. Gene Ontology annotation, molecular function: nitrite reductase [NAD(P)H] activity; 2 iron, 2 sulfur cluster binding. Bases 890 to 1294 code for a protein of 134 amino acids. The record is from RefSeq and is a predicted model, not a curated record. The transcript is spliced from 3 exons. Lineage: Eukaryota; Metazoa; Chordata; Actinopteri; Cichliformes; Cichlidae.
GUUGUUCUAUAUGUUUUUUUAAUGUCUUUAUUUGGUUGAAUUGUAUAUGUUCUUUAUCUGCUGACGCAAGAUCACAGAACUGACAUUACAGUUAAGAAAAUUGCACCGUGGAAAACGUUAACCUAAAAAUAAUCAGUAGAAAUACCUGUCUGGAGCACAGUAUGGAAUGUGCAGUGAAGGAACAAUAACCUGCUUUGUACCAAAUAACAGAAAUUAUUCCGAACUAUUUGCACAGUACAUAAAAACUAAUGUUCCACAUUUAGCACACUCCUUUGGAAGAUGUCCAAUACUUGGUGGGCUAUAUUUAAGUUUUCCAAUAAACUCAACGGGCCACCAAGAAAGCUUCCAUAAUGGGAAUGUUUUUUUUUUCUUUGUGUGUGCAUUGUUUGAAUAUAAAAGACUAAAAAAAGAGCGACCUGAUGUUACAGACUGUAAUCAAAGAGCAUUAAGGUUCUGAUCUCCGCCCAUUCAUAAUGCAACAGAUGCAUUUGUGAUGGAUUUCUGCAUCUGCAUUUUAAACUCCAAUAGCUGCUGCUGCUGUUAUUUUUAGAGCAUCUGCAGUUCCAACGGAUAGCCUGCACACCUUUAGCAGAUUAGCCUAGGCUAACUUUUCUGCUCAUUCAUCAUUUAGGCUACAGUCAUAUUCAUAUGUAGCUCUGUGUUUGUGCGCUGUGCUGUCUCCUUUUUUUGACGGGGUCCCGCGGUUUGCUGGCAGGCUGCAGCGGGGAUGGCAGCAGCUCAAUCCGAUCGGAUGAGCGUCGUACCAGUCGGCCUGGUGGUUAAUAUGGAAUAUUUGCACAGAGCGAUCUGCCAAAUCCAUUUGCACCGGCGGAAAAAGGGAGGCCUGUAGUAGUGCAAAAUAGAAAAACAGCUCAUUUCGCCGUUCUUUAUGGCUUCUGGCUCCGGAGAUGAAGAGGGAAACACGGGGGGCGUUUCAUGGAGACUCAUAGGCCCAGCCCCGGAGCUUUCCAAGAAGCGCUGCCGUCUAAUGCACUCCUCUCUCGGCUAUGAUUCCGAUGUCUGCCUCUUCUAUGUGAAGGGGGAGUUUUUUGCAAUGGAUGCUCGCUGUUCACACUCCGGCGGUCCUCUGUGUGAGGGGGACAUUGAGGAGGCUGACGGAGUCCUGCAGGUCUUCUGUCCCUGGCAUGAUUAUAACUUUGAUCUCAGGACUGGAAGGUCAGGGACAUCACUACAGCAACAAGUGUAUGAAGUCAAGCUGGAGGAUGGAAAUGUUUAUGUGAAGCACAGAAGUCGUCUGUCCUUACAGCCUUUUCCUCCAGAUCGGAAAAGCUGAUCUACCUCAGAGCAGGUGCUUCGUCCUCCUGUCCAUUUGUUAGACUUCUGUAAUGAACCUACUGUAGUUUGUUUUGAGACUUGUUCCACAAACCCAAGCCGUCCAAAAACAUUCCUAGGCCUUAUCUCUCAUUUUCUCAGUUUUGUUUCUCUUGGAUUGCUGUAUUCUCAGGACCAAAUCCAGGAGAGUUUUUUGCGUUUUUCUUGCUGCUGGCAUUCGAGAUGGAGAACCAUGCAAAGCCACUUAACCUGCAGAAUCAGCAGGUUAUUGUUGAUUUUUGAUAACACAAUAGAUGCAAGAUAAAGGUAGUGGAUUUAUGUAGUUUCAUGUAAUUUUUUUUCAUCCUUUAUAAGAUAAUGUCGUGAUUUUUAGUGGAAAUAUUGCAGAGUAAAUUUGGUGUGCACUUAACUUUUUUUGCCUUCAGAUUUGAGCCAUUUGCACUUUCCAUUUCAUUGUUGAUCAAAACCCAGUAAUUGCAGUGGAUCUCACCAUUUUUCAUCUCAGUUCUCAAGCUCUCAGCCUCUCCGCCUUGUUGCACUGAUAUGCACUAACAAGCAAAAACAAAUCUGUUUGUAGAAACUGAAAAUCCUUCCAAAUGCUGUUUAUAAUUCAAAUAUAAUUUACCAAAACUCCGAACAGAUUUUUUUCUGUUUACACUCCACUUGUAAUCCGAGUUCUGUUGACCAAUCACAUUUGAGCAGGCUUCGGUUACACGCAAAUAAAAAAAUCCAUGUGGGCAGCAAAAACAGGAACACAUUCACCAAACUGCAAUCUUGAAACUAUCAAGUUGUUGUCUGAUGAUAGUUUAAUUUUAUAUUUGCUUUGUUAACUUUAUCUUCAAGAACAGAAAAUAAAGGCUUGACUUGGAUAUCCACUGGCUGUACUGCAAGUCUUGAAAAAACGGUUAUUGCACCAAGAUGCUAAGUCAGCAGACUGACAGUUUGGUUUUCGAAUCACAGAGGCAAGAGGAGUCAUCACAGUAUCCAAAAUGUAGCACUAUGAGUUUUUAAUGCAAUUAAAAUUGAUAAAAUAACGAGUAAAAAUGAGUAAAAACUGAACAUCAUCGUCUUGAUUUAUUGCAAAGAAUCAUCAUAUUUUGCGUGUUAGCAUUUUCGAAUAACCUGUACAGGUCUCCUUUAGUGAAGCCCACAAUUUUCAUCUAAGUGUCACUUUCUUUCAUGGUUUACUAUAUUUCCUAUUUUUCCAGACUUGAGAGGCACAGUUGUUUAGUUGUGCCCUUGAAGCGAUGUCACAUUGGAAGAAACUCUGUUCCAGGAUUUAUUUGCAAAACUUUUUUUUUAACCCAAUUAGAGUUUAAGCAAAUAGAAAACACAUCAAGGACACUGUGGUUACAGUUGGUGGCAAUUCUACCGCUAACACGUCUCCAUCAGCAUUUCUCUUCAUUCCUGUCUUGUGCACAGACAGGUUUGUCUGUUACUGACGCAGUGGGAUUUACGAGGAACGGUUAGUAAGGCGCCGGAGGAAGGUUCACGACCUGAAAUGCACCACUGACUUAAGAAAAAUGUGUUAUCCUAGUUGUGCGUGUGUGUGUGUGAGCAGUGAUGCCAGUGUGGGGUUUUUUUCUUCGUGGUGAGAGCAGUCACUCACUAUAUUUUCUGUCAGCUUCGUUUUUUGGCAGACGCACAGAACCCCGUCACGAAGGUGUCAAUGACCGUGUGGCUCAACACUCCAGUUUUCCUCCCUACUGUGCUCCCUGUUGUGCAACUUUAUUACAAUAAUAAUUCCACUGGCUAAAAAUGUUAUGUGCACCAGACGUCUCACUGUGUUGUCUUACAUUUCAUAACCUGAAGGGUAAUGGGCAAACAAAGUGGAGAUAUGGCUAUUUUGUGUCAGUAGAAAAGUCAAAGUAACAGUUUGAGAUUCCGCAGGAAUGUUUUGAGUCACUUGAGGUACAUUGGGAAAAUUGGGAUUCUCAUCAGAAUUUUGUUAUGUUUCCUAAAAUGUACUUUAUAUACUUUUGUAUUUCUGAUGUAUGUAUCUGGGUUUCAUGUUAAUAGAGUUAAAAGUCAUUCUGGAGACUGCAUACACCGAUGCAUUUAAAUUCACCCCUCUGUUGUAAGCUAGUAUCAUCAGUAUCAUGUUUGUUGUAAACUGUGCUUAUUGCUGUAAGAUGGGAAAAGUAAAACUACAUCUAUGCAUUUUAUUUAUUAAAAACUAUAUAUGCAUGUUAAAUAAACAUUUUCCAAUUUUCAAACUGUUCAUUUGUUAAACUUAUAUACACAGUUCAGAGGACAACAUCAAACAAAAUGUUUACACAAAAUCAUUUAUUUACACUUGUUCGUUCGUACAUUUAUACCAAAUUUAACACAAUACACAAUUUACACAUAAAGACAUAAUUCAGAGAGAAACAAAGCAUUCAGCAUCUCCAUGCAAUAGUUAGCAUUACAUACUAUUAUCAAGAGCUGAUUUAUGUAAUUCUUUUACUACUCAGGAUUGCUUCCUGGGGUGCAGUGGCAAGUAUGCAACUCUCUCCAUGUCCUCCAGAAAGUGGUGGAAAGGUGUAAGGUUGACCGUCUUGUGAAUAAAUUAUGAUCUCCCUGAGACCCUGCUGGACUAUACAGAAGAGAAAAUGGACAUGUCUGUUCACGCUUAAGUUUCUGAUAAAUUGUAGAUGGUUUCUGGUGGAUUCAGAGACUUGUGCUUUUCCGCUUUAAAGUCAGAGUGAGCCAGAAACAUUUCAGUGACAGAGGCAAACUCAGGUCAAGUAUUUUGAAUAGAAAUCCACUCCUUAGAUUCUUUUUUUUCUAAUAUCAGUUGCCACAAAAAAACUCAAAUUUUGCCAGAUGGAUUGAAAUACACUUGAAAAUCUCCAAUUUUCAACCAUUCAAGAAUUCUGCAAAGCUGUAACUAUACCAAUAGUAUGCUUUAGACAUUAGUUCCCUGUUUUGGGAAAAACGCUCAUUCUCCUCCUUGCCAGAGUUUGGAGAUGAGAAUAGUGAUGAUACCCUUACAUUGGUGGGUUCAUUAAAAAAAAUACAGCCAGUACCCAGCUAACUCCAAAUGUCAAACAAUUUAUUUAGAAGUUUGAAACACAAAUGCAUAAAUCAUAUUCAUGAUUCUGACACUAAAUAAAGUAAAAGUCUUGCCACUACUACUGCCAACGAGUAAAGUUUCUUUUAAUUAAAAAAGGAAUAUUUUCAUCUUCUUUUAUCUGUUGGUUUCAGGCUCAAACUGUCUUUAUUUGAUUUUAAAGUAUCUGGAAACUUUUUUUCUUGAGCGAUUAAACCAAACAUUGCAGAGGUUCUUUAAUCUCCUUUGAAGUUCCCUAAAGACAAAGUGGCUGUUUGGAGAGCACAGCUUAUUUUUCCAUGCAAAGCCUUACAUAAUGGUUUACUCAGGCUAUUAUUGUUACCUUGUCCUUCAAACUCUCCUGAUAACUUCUUCUCAUGAAUAAGCCAAUUCUCCUGUCAAAGCAUUCCCUGAAGAAAAUCUGCAUUCUUCCAUGUGCAACCACUUUCAAAGCUCAAGAUUCUGUAAGUGAUGGGCUAUGAGGCCAAAGACCACUAAUAUUUUCCCUUCCCUUUUUUCUUUUUCAAACCGUACCCUGAAAUGAUUAAACCCAUCACUAGAUAAUCUUGCUUCUCUUCCUUCUGAUGUCUUUGGUCUAACAUUUCCUUUAGUUGCUCUACAUCUGUUUGGCCUCUUCAGCUGACCUCACAAACUAUUGCAUUUUAUAGGACUUAUCUCUUCCUACACCUGGAUUCAAUCAUCAUCUUUCUUAUGGGGUGGAUGCUGUAUCUGCUGCUGGGACAUGUUUGUUUCCAACUGGACAUCUGAACUGUUCGUUCACACACAGCCCACAGGCCUGUGAUUAGAGAGGUCAAUGAUAAUGCUGAAGUUUGCACAGGCUGCCACUCUAUAGAUCUCUGUUUGGAGUGCUGCUAUGUGCUCCACAUAGAAAGAUUUACAAGUUUGAAAUGAUACCAUUUACAGCAUAUUAAAUGAUAAAUUUGUUGCACAUCAGAACUAAAAAUAUAACAAAUGAACUGAGAUUUUUUUAAAAAGACAUCUUCAAAUGUUAAAUGUGCAGAGAGCUCGGUAGCAAUUUCAAAGGAAAUAUGUGUCCAUAAUACUCUUGUGCCCAAUUUAUUGCUGAUUGCUUGAGUUCAGUUUGGUUGUUUGUGAAAGUCAAACUGUUUUUACAGUCCUCAAGAGAAUAUGUAAUUUAUUUUCUAAUUAGCAGCAGGCUUAUAUUUACUUGUCAGCCUCUUCUGGUUUCUCCAAGGUCCAUAGUGCACCUUAUUCAUUUUGGGAUUAGUUCAGCUCGAAGGGUUUCUCCCAUGGGUCUGCAGAAGCCCAUACUGCAGAUAAACAAUAGAUUUUAUCACUGAGUAAACUCAAUUCCUAUUACUGAGUUCAGUUAAAGUAGCCAAAUAGUCAAUUCAUGUGUCUAUUUCCAUAUCCAUAUGGCGUUAUAGUCUACUAACAAGAUUGCAAACUGAAGCCAAAAAGAUUAUUGUAAAAUCAGCGGAUUCAUGCUACAAAGAAUGAAAAAAAAAAAAAAAAAAAAAA